Messenger RNA from Phyllopteryx taeniolatus (common seadragon), 2038 nucleotides. It is a transcript of the gene fzr1b, whose product is annotated as fizzy/cell division cycle 20 related 1b. Bases 338 to 1801 code for a protein of 487 amino acids. Lineage: Eukaryota; Metazoa; Chordata; Actinopteri; Syngnathiformes; Syngnathidae. The record is from RefSeq and is a predicted model, not a curated record. The transcript has 14 exons. Gene Ontology annotation, molecular function: protein binding; ubiquitin ligase activator activity; anaphase-promoting complex binding. Gene Ontology annotation, cellular component: anaphase-promoting complex. Gene Ontology annotation, biological process: anaphase-promoting complex-dependent catabolic process; positive regulation of anaphase-promoting complex-dependent catabolic process; positive regulation of ubiquitin protein ligase activity.
GAAUGUUGUCUUCCAGCUGGUUCCGCCGCCAUUUUUGUUGCGAACGUAAACAGCCGCGGUGUGCCAGGACUUGUUCUCGCUUCUCACGGAGACGCUGCGCGACUCGACGAUUCGUGAAGAUGAACGAAGGGACCUGAGCGACUUGCCACCGGGACCGAAUGCCGAUGUGGGGCUGCUGAGAUGUUGUGACCGUGGCACAGUGUUUCCUUGCAGAUGGGGCUUCCGCGUGGAUUCCCUCACCGGGAAGGAGCGGAUCAGGUUUAAACCGGGGAGGGCCCGGCCCGGUACCCGGUACCCGGUGCCCGGUGCCCGCUGGCCGUCCGUCGGCCCCUUCGGCAUGGACCAAGAGUACGAGAGGCGACUCCUGAGGCAAAUCAACCUCCACAACCUGCCCGCCGAGGCCCGGCUCACCAGGUGCGGAAGUGUGACCUGCAGCCCCGUCGGCGUGAAAUCGGGAGACCGCUUCAUCCCGACCCGCGCCGGAAGCAACUGGAGCAUCAACUUCCACUACGCCAACGAGAACUGUCGCUCCCCCAGCCAGAACCAAAAAGCAAAAGACGCCAGUUCAGAAUCAGGCAAAGAUACGGUGGCGUAUGCCGCCUUAUUGAGAAACGAGUUGCUGGGUGCGGGCAUCGAGUCGGUGUCAGACCUUCACACGGACGAUAGGCGCCACGCCGUCUCCUCUCACGGCUCUCGUAACCUCUUCCGGUACGCCGUCCACGCUAAGAGAGUGCCUUUCGAUAGCGAUAAUGAAGUCUCGCCCUACUCUCUUUCUCCGCUCACUAACAAGAGUCACAAGCUUCUCCGCUCGCCGCGCAAGCCGGCCCGCAAGAUCUCGAAGAUCCCCUUCAAGGUGCUGGACGCCCCGGAGCUGCAGGACGACUUCUACCUCAACCUGGUCGACUGGUCGGCGGGCAACUUGCUCAGUGUCGGUCUGGGAGCCUGCGUCUACCUGUGGAGCGCCUGCACCAGCCAGGUGACACGGUUGUGCGACCUUUCGGUGGACGGCGAUUCCGUGACGUCCGUUUGCUGGAACGAGCGGGGGAGUCUGGUUGCUGUCGGGACCCACAAAGGUUAUGUUCAGAUCUGGGACGCGGCGGGUGGGCGAAAGCUGACCGGUUUAGAGGGCCACUCGGCUCGUGUGGGCGCCCUGGCGUGGAACGGGGAGCAGCUGUCGUCGGGAAGUCGCGACCGAGUCAUCUUGCAACGGGACAUCCGAACCCCGUCGUCGGCCGAGAGGAGGUUGCAGGGACACAGGCAGGAAGUGUGCGGUCUCAAAUGGUCCCCUGACCAUCAGCAUCUCGCCUCCGGCGGCAACGACAACAAGCUCCUGGUGUGGAACAGCUCCAGCCUGCUCCCGGUGCAGCAGUACGGCGAGCACCUGGCCGCAGUCAAGGCCAUCGCCUGGUCCCCUCACCAGCACGGGCUGCUGGCAUCGGGAGGCGGCACCGCCGACCGCUGCCUGCGCUUCUGGAACACGCUGACGGGCCAGGCGCUGCAGAGCACCGACACCGGCUCCCAGGUGUGCAACCUGGCGUGGUCCAAGCACGCGAAUGAACUGGUGAGCACUCACGGCUACUCUCAGAACCAGAUCUUGGUGUGGAAGUACCCGUCGCUGACGCAGGUGGCCAAACUGACCGGACACUCCUACAGAGUGCUAUACCUGGCCGUGUCACCCGACGGCGAGGCCAUUGUCACGGGCGCGGGCGAUGAGACUCUUCGCUUUUGGAACAUUUUCAGCAAAACGCGUUGCACCAAGGAAUCAAAGUCUGUGUUGAACCUUUUCACACGAAUCCGAUAGACGAGCGCUUCCGACAAGAUGGCGGACCUGCAGCACUUCGCCACCUCGGCUGUUUUUGUUUGUUUGUUUUGUACAACAACGUGCACUCUAAACGUCCCGUGUUCGUCGCGCCCCCAUCAGUGAUGUCACGACUAAACAAAAAAAGAAAAUGUUGGCUUCUUAUUCAUGAUUUUUGUUUGUCAAAAGUGUUUCAUUUGAUGAUAUAUUAGCAGAAAUAUACGUGUUGAAGAACUCUGA